UUGGAGAAAACCGGCCCAUUAAGUCGGCCUAGAUGGUACUCUAUUAUCAAAUGGGCCGGCGUCAUCAGAUCACAGAAGGCCCAUAACACAGGCUUUUGGGACUUCUCGUUCUCGGAGAUAGGUAGGUAAUUGGGCCCAGCAGAGGAGUCGAGCCCACGCGUGUGGUGCCAAUGGCGGCCGCGUCACCUCCUUCCUCCUCCGGACAUGGCCGCGGAGUUAAACCGCCCACCACCUCCUCUCCGUCCCCCAUCCCCAUUCCCCGGCGAUGAUCCUCCGGCUCCACGGCUCCAUCGCGCGCCGAUCCGCGGCUCUCCUCGCUGCCGCCGCCUCCCGCUAUGAUCCUCUCACGCGUCCUCUACCCUCCGCCGGGCUCCCCCGCCGCCUCCACGACGCCGGCGGCUCCGAUCACGGCCGGAAACCAGGUGGCCCUCUUGCGCUCUACAGGGGCCUGGUGAGCCAAGGGAAGCUCCAGCAGGACACGUACCAGGAAAACGUGGCGUCCGAGCUGGACAGCUUGCUCAGGAGGCUCGAGCAGUACGAGAUGGAAAUGGAGGAUUACCAUACUAAGCUGUCUACGUGGGACAGUACCAGGGAGAAGGAACGGCGGAGGCUUCUGCUGGAAGAAGCCGAGGAUAAGCAGCAUGAUGGUGUGUGGAUAGAUGAGAAGAGGGGGUUUAUUGAUAAAUUGAUUUCACGGAAACGAAGAGGAAAUUUAGAACCUGGAGUUGGAAGAUGGGUUUCAUAUUUGAACCGAGAGAAGAAACUAGAUACGUUGGUUGGACAGAAACCAGUUGCACCUGUUGCUCCGAAAGGAUUAUACCUUUACGGGAAUGUUGGAAGUGGGAAGACAAUGUUGAUGGACAUGUUCUAUGGGGCCACAGAAGGCGUCAUCAAACACAGGAGGAGGUUUCACUUUCAUGAGGCUAUGCUUGAAAUACAUGAGCAUAUGCAUGAUGUGUGGAAGACACGUGAUGAUAACAGGUCUACUCACUCGAGUGCUUUCAGUUGGAUAUCAGGCCUCCCUUUCGAUGCAAAAAUUAAGGAGUGGCUGCUCGGGGAAGAAAAGUACAAACAAGAAACACAGCAGAAGCAUAUCCUUUUAGCUGUCGCUGACAAGUUCCUUGUUGAUAGACAAGCAGAUAAAUGUGGUGCAAGCAUUCUAUGCUUUGACGAGAUACAGACUAUUGAUGUAUUUGCUGUUGUCGCCCUGUCUGGUAUUCUGAGCAGACUGUUAAGCACAGGAACUGUACUUGUUGCUACCAGUAAUAAAGCACCGGAAGAUCUGAAUCAGGAUGGGAUGCAACGAGAAAUCUUCCUUGAGUUAUUAUCUAAGUUGGAUGAGACCUGCAAUAAGAUUCUUGUUGGAACAGAGACGGAUUAUCGCCGCCUUAUUCCAACAGACAGCUCAACUCAGAUUCACUAUUUUUGGCCUAUUACUUCUGACAGUAGGAGUAUGUAUGAGGCCAUGUGGCAUGACGUAACUAACCAAGCAGGCAGAAACAUUACUGCAGUUACAAUUCCUGUAAUGUUUGGAAGGUCUCUCGAGAUUCCUCAGAGUUGUAACGGUGUGGCAAGGUUUGACUUUGAGUAUCUAUGUGGCCGCCCAGUCGGAGCUGCAGAUUAUAUAGCAAUAGCCAGAAAUUACCAUACAAUUUUCAUAUCAGAUAUUCCAGCUAUGAGCAUGAAAAUCCGUGACAAGGCAAGAAGGUUCAUCACCCUAAUUGAUGAGAUGUACAAUCAUCACUGCCGGCUUAUAUGUUUAGCUGUCUCAUCCAUUGAUGAUCUUUUUCAAGGAACCGAGGAAGGACCUCUUUUUGAUUUAGAGAGUUUCCAGUUUGAAACUGAAGCCGAAGGGACAAAGCUAAGGAGGGAUGUUUCUGCGGAAGGCAAUGUUGGUGUAGGGCCGUCUACUACAGGGCUAGUGUCAAUGCUGUCUGGUCAAGAAGAAAUGUUCGCGUUCCGAAGAGCUAUUUCUCGGCUCAUCGAAAUGCAGACCCCGCUGUACCUUGACCGUGUCCCGCAUUUCCAUACCUCUGUCCUUCAUCAACAACAGGGCGCCCCUGUUUUUGCAAAAGAUAAGACUAUCUCUCAGUCUGCUCCCGUGUAGACUGUAGUACCAUUCUAUUCAUUUUUCUUCCUCCUAGGAAUAACUAAUUUGGAAAGAAUGAGCAAUAAGGUCAAACAAACUAUGUGUACUUGUAUGUAACAACAAGCAGUCAAGCAAUGUGAGCAUGAGUGCAUGACACAUGCCAUUGCAUCUAUAUAGAUUUUCACUGCUUGCAGCCCAAUUAUGCUUUCAUAGUAGACAUGAUCACUGAUGUUGUUUCAUCAUGUGCUUUAUUUGGAACUAACAUCUGACCUACUGAAGGCUCGUUAUACAGACCUACUACCUCCGCAUCAUUAUCCUUGCUGCUACCUCAUCAUCAUAUAUAUCUUUUUUGUA
This is a messenger RNA of Brachypodium distachyon (stiff brome), 2443 nucleotides long. RefSeq names its product AFG1-like ATPase. The transcript has 14 exons. Gene Ontology annotation, cellular component: mitochondrion; cytoplasm. Gene Ontology annotation, molecular function: ATP hydrolysis activity; ATP binding. NCBI's taxonomy places the organism in Eukaryota, Viridiplantae, Streptophyta, Magnoliopsida, Poales, Poaceae. Bases 266 to 2107 code for a protein of 613 amino acids. The record is from RefSeq and is a predicted model, not a curated record.